AUGACAAAGAAAAAGGGCACCAAAAAGCCCAUGGAUCCAUCCAAAAUAACCCCACAAUAUAUAGAGGAACAACGACGACUACGAAAUGAACGUAAGGAAGAAGAGCGCAAAGUAAAAGAAGCUCAAGGUAUAUUUGAUUCACCAGAGCCAAUAGAUAAAUUUAUUAAGAGACCUGUUUUAGAAGUUCAACCACAAGAUAGUACCAAAUUUAACGUUACUAUAAUGAGUUAUAAUAUUUUGGCUCAAUGUUUAAUUAGAAGAGAUUUAUAUCAAACUAAUGGUAAGAUUUUAAAAUGGUCAGUAAGGUCUAAAAUAUUAUAUGAAGAAAUCAAAUGGUAUAACCCCACAAUACUAUGUUUACAAGAAUGUGAUAAAUUUCAGUACUAUCAUUUUUGGCAAGAGGAAUUGAGCAAGUUGGGGUACGAACCAAAGUUUUAUAGAUAUAAUACUAAAAAUCAUGGAUUAGUUAUUGCAUUUAAGUCCGACUUUUUCAUUUGUAAACAUCAGUCGUUUAUAAAGUACGAUAAUAAUAUUGAAUAUUCUCCAGACCAAAUAAAAUUACCAGAAGCUAGAAUUAUUACUAAAAAUGUGGGAUUCAUGUGUUUUCUAGAAUUCAAACCAGAAUUAGUUAGAAAAUACCCAUAUUUAGAUGAUAGAAACGGUAUGAUAGUAGGAACAACCCAUUUAUUUUGGCACCCAUUUGGUACAUUUGAGAGAAGUCUACAAACAUAUAUGAUACUACACAAGUUCAAACAAUUUCAGCAUGUUUUGAAAGUGCUAUACAAGAACGAUAUAGGAUUUUAUUCAUUUUUCACUGGUGAUUAUAAUUCAGAACCAUUCGAUGCUCCAUAUUUAUCAAUAACUACCAAACCCAUUACAUAUGAAGGGCAAGUCAAAAAUGCUCUAGGUUGCUCUUUAAGCUAUACCUUCUCGAAAGAAAGAGCUUUAGAUCUGGAAGAUGAAGAGGAAGAAGAAAAGGAAGAAGAAGAAGAAGAAGAAGAGGAAGAAGAGGAAAGCUCUGAUAGUGCAGACGAAGAUAAAGCAUCAGAUAAGAGUACCCAAAGGGAAACCGAACGUCAAAGCAAUCCAAGUGAUCCGGAACCAGAACAAUUUGUACCAACCGAAGAGCAAGAGACAACUAUGAAACAAUUGGAAGAUGCUCACAACGACUUGGAUGUUCAAGCAAUAUCAUUAUAUUCAAUAGGUUAUAAAUUUAUUGAUCCCAAGAAUGCAACAAAUACUCAAGACGAACCAAAUUUCUCGAAUUGGGUAGAUAAAUGGAAUGGUAUGUUAGAUUAUAUAAUGCUAUUAGUGCCGUGGAAUAAAGAAGAAUCCAGAACUACAUUAAUUGAAAAAAAAUCACCAAAAUACCUUGAAAAAUAUGGAAUUAAAUUAAUCAAAUUAUUAAAAUUACCUUCACCUAACGAAAUGGGACCAAAACCUAAUGGACAACCAAGACUUUAUCAAUAUCCAUCUGAUCAUUUAUGUAUAAUGAGUCAGGUAGAACUUCUAUAG
Lodderomyces jiufengensis is the source of this 1515-nucleotide messenger RNA. RefSeq names its product RNA exonuclease. The record is from RefSeq and is a predicted model, not a curated record. Gene Ontology annotation, molecular function: poly(A)-specific ribonuclease activity. Lineage: Eukaryota; Fungi; Ascomycota; Pichiomycetes; Serinales; Debaryomycetaceae. The transcript has a single exon. The coding region runs from base 1 to 1515 and encodes 504 amino acids.